Messenger RNA from Strongyloides ratti, 252 nucleotides. RefSeq lists its product as hypothetical. The record is from RefSeq and is a predicted model, not a curated record. Lineage: Eukaryota; Metazoa; Nematoda; Chromadorea; Rhabditida; Strongyloididae. Bases 1 to 252 code for a protein of 83 amino acids. The transcript has 4 exons.
AUGAUAUUUUUAACAAAUUUUUUUAAAUUAUUCUUAUUUUUUAAUUUUAUAUUAUUAUUAAAAGGCUAUUUAUUUAUUGACGAAACAAAAAAUCUUUAUAAUAAUUAUAAUACAUUAGAAAGAAACAAGAGAAAAAUAAAACGCAGUGAUUCUGAAGAUAAAGAAAAAGAACUUAUUGCAUUUUUAUUAAAGGGUAGUGGUUAUGAAAAUCAUUUGUCUUUAUUACCUUGGGAUUGGAUUGAUAGUUUUUAA